Papaver somniferum (opium poppy) is the source of this 2178-nucleotide messenger RNA. Its product is annotated as probable lysophospholipase BODYGUARD 4. NCBI's taxonomy places the organism in Eukaryota, Viridiplantae, Streptophyta, Magnoliopsida, Ranunculales, Papaveraceae. The transcript is spliced from 4 exons. Bases 508 to 1854 code for a protein of 448 amino acids. The record is from RefSeq and is a predicted model, not a curated record.
UUAACUUCUUAUAUCAACCAGUUGCUAGAUAACAUGAGACGAUGUGUAGUUUUUAUUAUUUGGUGCUUGAAUGUGUAGUCUUUAUUAUUCAAGUCUCAAGCUGCUACACUGUUCCGUAUCUGCAUAUUUUUCUGCGAUAAUUAGUUAUAAAUACUGGAUGAGAGAUAGGUAAUUCUGACCGUUUUCUUAAAUCAUUGAAGGUUAUGUUUGUCUGAGUUUGCCAUACACUGAGUAGUCGGAGUAGGUGUUAAGUGCAUUUUUAGAACCCAGCUAUUGAGAAACCAUGAUUUGUUCUUCCAGAUACAGGCACCCAACAAUUUGAUAAGGGCCACCACUGUUACUUGUGAAUAUUAAAACGUUUUAUUGGAUAAGAAAGGUGCUUGACGUGGCAUAACGGUCAUCACCAUUUCCCCUUGUGUUCAAGAAUCAAAGACUCAAGAGCUCUAUAAAAACAAAGACUCCUAUUACAGGCCAAAACAAACCAAUCACCUUCUAAGCUAAAAGACGAUGAAGACUCCGUCUCCAUUUGUAGUACCUAUAAAAUUGCCUAGAAUAUUUUCCAAAACCCUAAUCACAGCAAUCAGUUACAUUGUAUUUGCAUUCCUUGAUUUAUUAGACAUUGUGUUAUGCUUGUUUUAUAGAUUUAUUGAUGGAGUCAAAGAAGGAAGCACACACCUCUGUUACUGUAAGAACAGGGGUACACAGAGAAAGUAUGUUAAUGGUGAAAGUGAAGAAGACACCGAACUCUCUGAGACUUUUUUCGAAAGAAAAAACAUUUUUAGAGAGAUGGGUUUUUUUAAAUUGACAAAAGAGAAUGAGGAGGGUUUAAUCAAGAAAGAGGGGUCUGUAAUGGUGAAAAAUAGAUGGUCUGAUUGUAAGUGUGAAUCUUGUCUUUCAUGGCAGAAAUUUGAAGAUCAGAAUCUUCAUGUGGCUGUUAAACAACCAUCACCAAUAGAAAAUUUAGAGUCAGCUGAAAAUGUGAUAUUUUUACAUGGGUUUCUCUCUUCUUCGUAUCUUUGGACGGAAAAUGUGUUCCUUAAUCUCUCUCAAAAUGGGAAUCAGAAUUGCAGGUUGUUCGCAGUGGAUCUCUUAGGGUUCGGAAAGAGUCCCAAACCAAGUGACUGUUUUUAUACAAUUAGCGAUCACUUAGAAAUGGUUGAGAAAUCUGUGAUCAAUCAGUUUCAAUUGGGUUCGUUCCAUUUAGUUGCUCACUCUAUGGGAUGUAUCAUUGCAUUGGGAAUAGCUGCUAAGUACCAAAAAUCAGUGAAAUCAAUAACCCUGAUUGCUCCUGUGAGUACAAUCGCAGUUUACCACUGUUUUGGCAGGCCUUACUUUCCUUCAUCAAAAGAGCAAGCAAGUUUAAAUGCACUCAAUAGACUUGCUGAGAGGAAAAUAUGGCCACCGCUGUUGUUUGGCUCUUCAGUUAUGUCCUGGUAUGAACAUGUAGGGAGAAGCAUUUGUUUCAUUAUUUGCAGAAAUCAUAGAACAUGGAAAUGGCUUCUCAAGCUAGUCACUAGAAAAAGGGAGCUUUCAUUUCUGUUCAUGGACUUGACUAGGCACACACAUCAUUCAGCUUGGCAUACCAUGCAUAAUGUAAUAUGUGGAGGAGCAAAAUUAAUAGACAGGUAUCUCGAGGCUGUGAAUUCGUCAGAACUCAUGCUAACAGUUAUUCAAGGUGAUAAAGAUGAAGUAGUUCCUUCAGAGUGCAUUCACAAUAUAAAGUUGAAGGUGCCUUCUGCAGAGAUUAGGAUAAUCCCUGAUGCUAAUCACAAUUCCCCAAUUCUCGAUAGGAAAGAGGAUUUUUGUAGGGAUUUAGAACACAUUUGGUUUUCUUCUACGGAGAAGUACAAGUAGAAAAUUUUGUAGUCACGGAUUUAGAUCAACAGUCAAAGAGGCUACGCUGAUGAAAAUUAACUAAUAGGGGUUGUUUUUUUCAUUCUUGACAUUGGUUGGGGUGGUUCCUAAGUUUAUCAUCUUCAUUUGUGGACUGAUUGAACUCACUUCGAGUUAUGUUGAGCACUCAAACAUAGUUCCAUAGAAAUUUGGGCACAUGAUACAUCUCUGUUUAACUUCUGGUUUUUUCUACACACCGAUUUCCCCAUAUGCCAUAUAUUUGUAUUUAUUUUCGGCAUGGAGAAGUUGCAAUACUCAAUACAGUGUGGCAUUUCCGUUUAUCCA